CACUAACGGCACGGUGAUCAACAUUUCCAAACUGGUCAAGAAGCAAACUCACAUGCUGCAGAACGGAGAUGUCAUCUACUUUGUGUACAGGAAAAGUGAGCCAGAACAAAACAUUGCCUAUGUUUACCACUCAAUCAAAACGGAAGAAGCUAUUUCCCAUUAUAGUUACGACGUGGAGCAGUCGGCCCUCAGUCCUGCUCCGCUCCCCCCCUCAGAGAUGCCUCUCUCUGUGGAGCCUGUGAUGCUCACUAAGGCUCCUCGUGAACCAGCUCAGGAGGAACCGCAGCCCUCCACCUCCUCUUCACACUUCUGCAUCGGGGGUCCCAACACCUCUGUUCCUGCGGCAACUACAGCCUGUACUGCCUCUGGUAGGUUCUCCACUAAAACACCAUGA
Molecule: messenger RNA, 394 nt
Organism: Notothenia coriiceps (black rockcod)
Lineage: Eukaryota; Metazoa; Chordata; Actinopteri; Perciformes; Nototheniidae
Gene: chfr
Product: checkpoint with forkhead and ring finger domains, E3 ubiquitin protein ligase
Exons: 3
Biological process (GO): mitotic cell cycle checkpoint signaling; protein ubiquitination; ubiquitin-dependent protein catabolic process
Cellular component (GO): nucleus
Molecular function (GO): protein binding; ubiquitin-protein transferase activity
Source: RefSeq, a predicted model, not a curated record